UUGUGGGCACUGCUUGCCAGUCUACGCGCGAACAUGUGCGGAGGAAGUGACGGAAUCAUAUGCGGCUCGUCUGACACUUUUGUGGCUAUCUCUCUGUUUCGGGGGGGUGCCUAGAUUCGUGUGUUGUGUCAUUAGUGCAUAGAGUGACUUAUCAGUGCAGUGAAGAUACCAUUCUGAAAGAGAUGUCGAAACACGAAACAUCAACAUUACUUCCCUGUUUGCGACUUGGUGUGGCAUGAGAAUUCAUACAUCAUGUCUACAGGCUUCGUAGCCAUUUUCUUCGCCCUAGCGUUCGUGAAUGCGUAUGGUGGUCGUGUUUUUGAUGUUACAACAAUUCCGUUGCAGACCGUGCUGUCUGAAGCAGGCUCCAACGUAACUCUUGCCUGUCCAGGAGUGACAGAACACUCGUUGGUGCUUAUGUUAGAAUGGCGCUCACAUGUAAAACUCGUGGAAUACAUGGGUGAGAGUACAACUGUGUGGGAACACAGACAUCGCAUCACGCUGCUCCCGGACACAUUUUCCCUGCAUUUUCAUCCCGUCACUGCCGAGGACAGCGCGGAAUAUAGCUGUCUCGUCAACAAUCGCCCCAAACCAGAAGCUGUUGUCAGGCUCGUCGUACAAGGAGACCACAUAUGGUGUAAUGCAUAAAACGAUGCACACAGUCAUCGUCGUUAGAGAGACAUGUACGUUUAGUGCAUAAAG
This is a messenger RNA of Cryptotermes secundus, 702 nucleotides long. RefSeq lists its product as uncharacterized. The record is from RefSeq and is a predicted model, not a curated record. Lineage: Eukaryota; Metazoa; Arthropoda; Insecta; Blattodea; Kalotermitidae. The transcript has 3 exons. The coding region runs from base 253 to 648 and encodes 131 amino acids.